Bombyx mori (domestic silkworm) is the source of this 10015-nucleotide messenger RNA. RefSeq names its product signal-induced proliferation-associated 1-like protein 2. NCBI's taxonomy places the organism in Eukaryota, Metazoa, Arthropoda, Insecta, Lepidoptera, Bombycidae. The transcript is spliced from 15 exons. The coding region runs from base 357 to 3599 and encodes 1080 amino acids. Gene Ontology annotation, molecular function: GTPase activator activity; protein binding. Gene Ontology annotation, cellular component: cytoplasm. Gene Ontology annotation, biological process: regulation of small GTPase mediated signal transduction; activation of GTPase activity. The record is from RefSeq and is a predicted model, not a curated record.
AAACAUGAUCUGUGUAUUCUUUCAUUCAAGAAAUGUAAUUUGUACAAUAUUAUUUUUGUGUUUUAAACGUUUUGGUUAAUAUUAGUCACGUAUUAACUAGUACCUGUCAUAAAAGUGCACCAAAACAUUCGGGAAAGAAUCAAAAUGAGCAAUCAUGUAACUUAGCUCUAAUAAUUGUAACAAUCGUAUAAUUUAAUUUGUUGAAAUUCAUCAAAAAUAUCCUUAUUUAUGAAAUUGUAUCAAAUUAAAACCCAUAAAUUCCCAAACAAGUUGCGGUCCAAUUCCGAACGAAUAAGCAGAAAAGAAUUCAAGUGCUUUUAAAAUGAAGUAGGUAGUCUUAUACAAAAAAAUAUGCCAUGUAUGCUCCAGACCAGAGAAGAAAGGAAACGAGAGAUGUUAUAUAUCGCAGCAAUUCGAGCCUUGACUUGAUAUACACCGAGCAUUCCACCGGAAACGGCUUAAGACGUGAAUAUGGAAGUCACGGAUCUAUCGACGUGAUAGGUGGAGCAAACGACAGAUUUCCAGCAAUGGUUCAUAAUUACAAUGGAAUAUCAACGCCUGAAAAGCAUCCAGGCUUAACCAAAGCGAAUGAGCGCUUUACUGAAGUGAACAGCGAUCAUGCAGACGGACCCACGCCCCGUUCAAGUGCCAGUCCCAAAACUAGACUGAAACUAAACAAACUGUGGGGUGCAGCCUCUGGAACCCGACCACAACUCGAUGAAGUAUCAGUCUCAAGUGUUACAGAUGUUUCUAAAAGGAAGCAAUUUGCUCACUAUGACUGUCAAUCAUUAAUGACUAAUUUGAAUUAUGCUGCUAAAGUCCGUGGUGAACUACUUAGUCGUAGACGCAACACAACUACUGGUGCAUCUGCUGCAUCUGCAACCAGAGGACUUCCAUCAGGUGAAGAUGCUUUAGGAGACACAGGGGAUGGUAGAUCAAAUGAGCUACUUGAGAGUUGUCCGUACUUCAGGAACGAGCUAGGAGGGGAAGAAGAACGAUGUGUGUCAUUAUGUUGGCGUACUGCACGUGGAGCUAUCAUAGGACAGGCGGGUGGUUGGCAUCGGCCACGGACGUCGUACGGUAUUUCAAUGCUGGAGUUCCCACCGGGUCAUUCACAUUGGCGAAACGGCUGCCCUUUCGUUAGGUCAAUGGCACCACUUCCAAUCGAAAGUCAAGAUCUAGGUGCUUUAUACUAUCGAAACUAUUUCUACAACCAACCGCACCAGAACUGGUUCGGAAUGGAUGACAUCCUCGGACCAGUAGCAGUUUCCAUAAAGAAAGAACGUGUUGAAUUACGACGUGGCAACACAGACGCAUCGACGCCCCUAUCCCAACUCGUAUGGCAAUACCGCCUACUCAUACGGACUUCCGAAUUGCUCACCUUACGCGGAUCCAUACUCGAAGAUGCUUUAAUAAAUAUUAAACAAACAAACAGCGCUUCUUAUAACACAAAAGAAGUUUUGGAAUAUGUUGCGCCGGAGUUACAACUUAACUGCCUAAGACUGGGGAUCUCAAACAGAGGUGCAGAAGAGCAACUAUUACGAUUAGACGAACAAUGCGUAACACGACAUUAUAAAGUAGGAGUUAUGUACUGCAAAAGUGGCCAAUCAACUGAAGAAGAAAUGUAUAACAACCAGGAAGCUGGCCCAGCAUUUGUUGAAUUCCUUCAAAUGUUGGGGCAAACCGUUAGAUUGAAAGAUUUCGACAAGUACAAGGCUGGCUUAGACAAUAAAACUGAUUCGACCGGGCUGUAUUCUGUGUUCAGUACUUAUCAAAGCUGCGACAUUAUGUUUCACGUGUCAACGAUGCUUCCCUACACACCGAAUAACAGACAGCAACUGUUAAGAAAACGACAUAUCGGAAACGAUAUCGUAACUAUAGUAUUUCAGGAGCCCGGCGCCGCCCCGUUCACUCCGCGCAAUAUUCGUUCACAGUUUCAACAUGUCUUUAUAGUUGUCCGAGCAAUAGAUCCAUGUACGGACCACACUCACUACAGUAUAGCUGUUAGUCGUGCUAAAGAAGUGCCUUUAUUUGGCCCCCCGAUAAAAGACGGUGCUGUUUAUCCCAAAGGAGAAGCCUUUACCGAUUUGCUUUUAAGUAAGGUAAUAAAUGGCGAAAAUGCUGCAAUACAAUCACCAAAGUUUAGUACAAUGGCAACACGUACUCGCCAAGAGUAUCUAAAAGACCUUGCGAAGAAUUACAUCACAGCUACCACAGUUGAAACCGGUCAAAAGUUUUCAUUAUUCUCAUCAUUGCUAAUGAAAAGUGGAAGUAAUUCCGCGAACAGCACGAUGGUAGCUCGCGUGGAUAACUGUACUAACGACGUUCUGGUGGGCGGUGCGCUUUGCUUUCAUGUUCAUGUGCAAGAUGAAGGUGCUGGUGGAACAUUAGUAGAAUGUAUAAUGGGAAUUUCGGCUGAUACUAUAGUGUUUGUUGAAGAUUUAAAUCGACAAAUUAUCCUAGUUUUGCCAACUGCUUCGCUGCUUGGUUGGGUGGUGAGCAGCGGCUGGGUCCGCGUGUACUACCAUCGCGGUGAGAGCGUGCGCGUGCAGGGCUGCUCCGACCCGCUGCUGCGGAGACUGGCCAGCGUCGCGCCGCCGCACGCGCAUGCGCUCUCCGAGAUCACGCUGGAGAGAGGAGCCGCUGCACAACUUGGUUUCCAUGUCCAACCAGAUGGCUUAGUGACGGCAGUCGAAGGCGGAGGGUGUGCAGAUAGAGCUGGCAUACGUCGCGGCGCCCGGCUGCUGGAGGUGUGCCGCGCCGCUGUUGUAGCGCUCAACCAUGAUCAACUCGUAGAUCUGCUCAAAACAUCUGACCCGGUCACUGUGCGAGUAACGUUCGCGUCGGGUCUGAAGUGUCAGUGCGAGACCGGCGGCGAGGAGUGGGCGGCGCAGGCGCGGGCCGACGCGCAGCAGCCGGCGCGCGGCCGCCGGGCCUACGAGCGCGGCCACUCGCCGCCCAGAUCCGACAGUUCCGGAUACGGCACAGGAGGAUCGGGUCGCAGCGGUCGACGGUCGCCGGACGGUGUGCGGCGCCGCUCGCAUGACGACUCGUCGCCGCGCCACUCUCGGCAGAAACGCUCCUCCGCUAAUACCAGCUCGCUUACGGAGGAACUGAUGCGGCUGAUGGACGCGGAGCUGGGGCCGGGGCGCCUGGAGAGCAGCGCGGCGCCGCUCCCGCUGCCCGACGCCACCGCGCUCGACUGGGCCGCGCUCGUGCACACCGCCACGCGCGCCAUGCUGCAGAUCUGCGAAGAACAUCAAUAUCCAUCAAUAGAUAAUACUGAUCCUGCUUUGGAAGCUCUCAGCACGGAACCUAUAAACGAUUCCUGGUCUGACGUCACACAAGUGAGUCCGCAGCCGACGGCGAGUGCGGGCGCGGGCACGCCGAGUGCGUGCGCGUGUGCGUGCGGGCUGGCGUCGCGCGUGGCGGCGCUGGAGGCGGACCACGCCGCCGCGCAACGCCACCGCCACCAGCUCGAGGACGAGGUACGUCGUCUCCGUCGGCACAACGCGAGACUGCGCGAGGAGUCUGCUCGGGCCGUGCUGCAACUGCGCCACUUCACGCAAUGGUUGAAGAGGACAGUCGACAGACAAUAACCCAUACAUCGAAUCCUGAACAAGGGAUUACAUCUCAUAAGCAAAAGGUUCGUUUAAUCUAUCAAUAUGUUUAAGGGAACGUACUGAAAAUUUUAUUUUACAUAUAGUAUAGUACAUACAGUAGCAGUAAACUCAACCCAAUUUCAGUAUAAAAUCGUUAUUUUUUAACUCACUAAUUAUUAUGGAUAGCCAGUGAAUGAUAUAAAUGUAAUGAACAAAACAAAAUAGCAAACAUGUAAAAUUUAAGAGUAAUUUUUGAAGUGAAACUUCUUUAGGUGCGUUGAGAGUUAAAUUUAAGUCGCGACAGAUUCGUUAUGACCAGAGAGAAAAGAUACAAUUUAGUGCGAGCGAGAGUGAAAAAAUAGACAGAGCGUCUCACGAACUAGUCGCGACCGUCGAGAGAGAGAAAGGAAAAGCGAGCUAGGUCGUUUCCCUUGUACACAACAUUCCCUAUUACAAGAGAUAUUUGAUUUAAGAAUAAAAAUGAAGAAAACCACAAUACUAGACACCGCAAAAGAAGUUUCACUUCUUUCUCGUGUACCAAGUUGCACGCGCACAAUUUUGUUUUUGAGUCCUCUACAAUAAUGUUGUAACUCGAUAAAACAACAGAAGAUAAUGUGCUCUGUUAAAAACAUAAUGAUGUCUAUUGCUCUUAUUAGAGUGGUUACAACCUUUGCAGUUCGCAUCGUUAAUGAACACAGCCGAGCGCGGCUGUUGACCUUUUGUCGAGUUUUGUACAGUUGACAUUGCGGACAUAUGCCCUAAAAUUUUAAUAUCCACAAUCAUCUAUAUGUAUAUGUACGGUGAAAAGAUAAGAAUAGAUAAGAUUAUGGUCAUUCAGAAUUCAAUUAUCAUUAAAGUAUUUAUACAAACAAUAAGAGUGACUAAUAAAAAAAACAAUAGAUUAAGAACCAAAAUAUUUAAGAUUAAUACCAUCGAUUUAAGGCUAUUCACAUGAUAGUAAUCAAAUUUUAUUAGUUAAUUAAAAUGAAAAUCAAAUUAAUUGUAUUUCGGAUUAUAAUACGUCAAAUCCCUUUUAUCGCAAUAUCCACGUUGUCUAAUAUUAUCGUAUAUAUUUUUGAUAUAAUUCCAUAGUAAUAACAAGUGUUUUUGUUGAAGAAUCUAGAACAUAAAAAUAACGCAAAACAAAAUAUUUCUGUGUGAAAUAUCCUCCUAAAUUAUUUUUAUAUCAACGUUGAAUUCAGAAAUUAAAAUACAUAAAAUUUAUAAAUUUUACGUCAAGUUCACGCUCAAGUCACUAGUCGCAGUGAUGUCCGCAUGGGGGCUCGCAACGCCCAUGGUAUUGUCGUUGUUAAUAUUCAACUACGCUGUCCGUGGUACCAUCCAUCUGUCAUCUUAAGGAGUAAAAUAAUUAAAAUAAAACCGUUUAACUGUUUCUGAAGUUGGGUUGAAUUGAUCUUUAGUACACUAUUUUUAUUUUAUAAGUAUACAAAUAAAUGAAUUUAAAGAAAACCUUAUGAACAUACUGAAUCGAUUAAAUGAACAUUAUGAGAUGGUGGUGAGAUGGAGAUUGAGUUACAGAUAAUAGAUAAUAAGGUUGUGAAUUUCAACCUCAUAAUGCUACUUAUAUUUCAAUUAUAGUUGAAAUUUACAGCAAUCGCAAACGCUAUUCGUAAAUACGUAUGACCCUUAAAACACCAAGCGAUGAAAAUUAAUCUUAUGAAAUAAAUAAUAUAAUAAUUAUAUAUAUAUAAUAAUUAUACAUAUUUAUAUAGUACGAGACGAUGUUUCUGCGCUAUGUCUUAUGAAUUCUGUGCCUUUCGUGCUUCUAGUGAAGCUUUUGUGUUUGCGUAGAAUUUAAAAACGUUUUGAACAACAAUAUAAUGUGUUGAAAUAAUAUUGUUUGUACAUUUGUUUGUUAUCGAUGCAUUGCUAAGUAGGAAUUGUAUGGUUAUUAUCUCAACUGGCUUAUACCGGAAUACCGGAAGAUGAAAUAUGAAUAUCGCCGAUUCGACAAAAUUGUACCAAUAAUCACGUUUGCGUGUCUCAUACGUCAAAGGUCACCUGUCAGCUGUCAACAACUAACCAUCGAGAAAUGGGACGGAGUUGAAAUUUGGUCUUUUUAUACCGGGAUGCCGGUAGGUGAAAUAUGAAUAUCGCCAUAGGUCAAAUUCGACAAAACUGUACCGAUAAUCCCGUUUGCGUGUCUCUUACGUCAGCUGUCAACAACUAACCAUCGAGACAUGGGACGGGGUUAGAAUUUCGUCUUUUUGGCGGGAACACGAGGAACGAAGUAGUUUGAAUAUUUUUAUUUUGUCUAUUUCGUGUUUCUUCAGGUUUAAAUAUAUAAUAACGGUGGUUUAUUAACUGUUUAGUGAAAGUGCACUAAUAAGGGAAAGUGAUGCAAAGCCUCCGGACGUAACUUCUCGGGAUCCUCCAAAAAGUCCCUUGAAAAGUCUCAGUAAAUCUCAUUUCAUUUAAUAUCAUGCCAAUUGAUUAAGUUUCUUUCCUUUUUUUUAAUUCAUAAACUGUAAAUAAUGAAAACAGCGAAUUAUAAAAAUCUUAUUACUCGACGCUGGCUAAUGCAUAAACCGUGCUGGAGCCAAAAAAUAAAGAAGAAGACAUGGCACGGCUCCGACCAAAACUUUCACUUAAAACGGUUAAAUAAAAAAAAAAGUGUGUGUGUCCGCUCCGACGCACGACUGGAGUUUACUGGAUAUAAAAAAUUAAACGAAACAAUACGAGAAAUAGUUCUAUAUUACGACAACACGAUACACUACAGAUUAUUAACAAAUUAACGAGACACAAAACAAACGACUAACAAAUAUAUGAAAAUACAAUAAUGAGAGAAACGCGCGAUCAGUACGAGGCUUUGUGGCGGACUGCCGGCGCAGCAGCCCGGCGUCACCUGCAAUAACGCGGCCGCGCGUUGGCUCCUGAUUGGCGCCAACGAGCCAAUCAGGCGCAUAACGCAUUUCGUGUGACAUGCUAGUACGAUUUUGAUUGGCGCGCGCACGCAUCACGCAAUCAGGAGCCAAUCAGGCGCAUAACGCAUUUCGUGUGACAUGCUAGUACGAUUUUGGUCCCCAUAAUUUUCAUACCCCGGGCCUAUAUAUGUAAAUCGAUUCUAAAGGAGUAAACUCCAAAAAAGUAUCUGACCGAUACGUGACCUUUUGACGUUUGAACAUUGCGUCUAUACCAACCUUUUUUGAUACACAUCGACGCCACAGUAUAAUACAUUUGGAAUAUUAUUCAAAUCUAAAUCUUCGUCGUACAUCCAUAUUCUGUAUUUAAGUUUUUUCUAAAAUAAUUCAUAAAGGUAAUGAAUACUUCAACGUGAGUAUCACAAUAGGAGCUUCAUUCUUAAGGAUCAUGCAUUAAAUAAACUGCUAAAAUUUUUCAGAUUUCAAUUGUUAAGAUUUAUUUAUUUAUUUAUCCAUAUAAUUUAACGGUACAUGCAUCGAUGUGUUAAAUAAUUUAGAAUAAUUAAGUAAGGAUUUAAAUCUGUAAGGUGAACACCAAUUAGCGUAGGAUAAAAUUAAAGUAAAAAACUUGAUUUCUUAACAUGUGAGGUGUUGAAUAUAUAGCAGUGUGGCUUCUUAAAAAUAAGGAAAGGGCAUAUAAAUACCUAUGGCUUUGAUUAGUGUUUGCUUAGACAAUUAACCGUCAUUUAAAACAUCGGCACUUAAAAUCGCAUAAAUUUGUUUUUUAUUAUCCACUGUCAAAACAUUGCUGAGGACAACGUUUAUCCGCAGUAGGGAAUAAUAUUUUUUGUAAUAUAUAUAGUAGUGUUGGUGUGCUCUAUAAUAUUUAAACGCGAAAAUAUUUAAUUUGAAACCCUGAAAACUUUUGUUUUCUGAACGCCACGUUGUCAAACGAAUUUUUAAUCUAAAAGCCUGUGAAACAAUACAAUCAGUGCAGAAUUACAAUAAACUGAUAAAAUGUUGUGCAAAAAAAUCCUUCUAAAUAUCAAAAUGAUUUUCUAUAUAUUAUUAUUUUCAUUCUGAAAUAUAUUUGCAGUACCUCAGUAAGUACAUGCUCUGAAUAUAAAUAUUUUGUAACUUACUUUAAGAAACUCUUUCGUCUUGGUUGUAUUAUUGUAACUGUAAAUAUGAGUCUCAAAAUUUUAGUUAAUUCUGAAAGCUUUAUUAGAAAGUUAGUUAGUUUUCUCUCUCGAUUGAAUAAGCGACGUGCUCUGGAAACUUUGUGUUGCUAAUCGGAGUAGCGACGAGACAGACUUAUUAGUAUUAUCAAUAAUUAUCAAUAAGUAAUUAACAUAAUAAUUUCUUAUCUGUCACAUAAAAAGAUAGAUAAAAAAAAAGUAAAAAUUAAUAUAAAUGUUUAAUGGUUUGUUAUUCAAUAUUUUGAGACGAUUUAAGCGAUAGCUACUGAGAAAUCGCCAAAAUCGUUUACCCAAAUUAAAACUAUCAUAAAUUUACAAUACUUUUUUUACCGCUUAAAAAGGUAAACAUUUAUGUGUGAGGUCUUAGUAAAUUUGAACUAGAUUACUUGACUCAAUUUUGUAAUUAUUUUUAAAGUCCGAUAGCAAAAUUCAAAAUUUGUAAACACAUAAUUCAUGCACAUACCGGUUUAUGACGUCACAUGACGAAUGCAAUUGCGGGCGGACGUGUGAGAGGUAAUCGAAAUUCUGCUUUCACAUAUGAAUGUUUUUUUAAACGCUUAAGCUGCCUCGUGUAUUUUUUUAUUUAUUAUUUAUGUACUCGAUCGAUUUACAUAAUAAUUAUCGUAUUUAGCUGAUAAAUACAGCUUUAAAAUAAAUCAGUCAAAAGCAAAAAAACAACUACCAAAAUAUUUUUGCGCAUAAUCCGGACGUGUGACUGCCGAUAUGAAUCUACGAAAGGCAAGCUAUUUGUUAAAAAUAAUGAAAUGCUUUAACUUAUAACUUAUUAUAAUUUCUCGGUAUAAGUAAUUUAAUAGUGACUUUUUUUUUGUAAUGCAUAAUUUUCUUAUAAAUAAUUUAUUCUCUAAUCAAAUUUUCGAUUUUUUUUUUAUAUUUGGCUAAGUUGUAUGUCGUAUUAAAAUUCAGUUAAAAAUAAAAUUUCAUUUAUAUUUAGUUAAUGUACCAAAAGUAAUUUAUUGUACUUAUUAAUAAGUCUAAACAAUGUUGACAUGUUCCUGUUGUUAACUUUUUUUUUUAAAUCAAAAACAUUUCAAUUUUAAUAUAAAAUAGUGGUCAGAAGUGACAACGCUCUAAAUCUUAAUUUUGGUGAUGGGGGUAGAUGUUGAAUAAAAUAAAAUGUAUAAUACACACAAUAGCUUAGAACAUAAUUUAAACUACUUUUACGUUUUGUUGUUACGGACGAAAAUUUAUUGUAAAGUAAUCGAAACUUCGGAAACGUAAAGACAAAAUUAUACUUUAAAAGUAGUUUUAAUUAUUAUCUCUAUAAUUCGCGAAAACCGCGGAAAAUGCCUUCGAACAUCUCUACCAUUAAAAUGCAAAUACAUACUGAAAUAUUCUCAAUGCGUGCCCAGUCAGUCAUCUUUACACAUAUUUUAUAUUUAUAAUAAUCACGUUACACACUUAAUUUCGAUACAUAUUAUUUUCAAAAAUUGUUGUUUAACUAUACAUGUUUUAAAAUAUUGCACACGAUCAAAUACGAAAUAGGAUAUUCUAUACGAUAUUACCUGCGGGCUCCUCUCGUCAAACAUUUUAUAUAGAUCUAAUGUCGUUUCAAUAUACCAGUUUAAAUGUAACUGAACCUUAUAUUGACUAACCAGAGAAAGCACAAUAAACUAUAGAAAAACUACAUAUUUAUAUUAAUUAUGAUCAAAUUAACAAACAUAAAAAAACAACAUGUCUCUUUAACCUUAACUUCGUAAGCUGCUAAUUAAACUAUAAAUUGUAUAGCAACGUUUAUUUUAAAAAUUUUAAUAAAAAAAAUCUCCCACCAUGUUUCUUAGAAUACUUUUCUUUAAUAAUGAAUAUUAGAUUAGUUUAAAUUUAAAUAGUAAUAUUUGUUUUGUCUUUUCAGCUUGUCCAAAUUUUUAUGAAUUUUUAAAAGUACAAUAUUUUUUUACAAUUUUUACAAAAAAUAAAAUAUUAGCAUGUUUCUCUCCAACUCCCAUAUAAUGCAUCACAUAGAAACAAAAUAUCAAAAUCGUUAAUUAAAAAAACUUCAAGUGAAAAUUUACCCGUUUUCUUUUCGAUUCAAUUAUAAUUAAAUGAUAGCUCUGAGUUUGUGUUUCGUUAACUAAAUGAUUAAAUAUCAUGACGGUUAUAUAUUAUCAAUUGAACACAAACUUCACAAACAAAGUACCUACAUAAAAUAUGUAUUUAUAAUUAUAUUUGGGCAAGCUUUAUAAUUAAGAACAAAAUUGUUACGUAACCAAAGUAAUUACUGUUAACCUCCGUUUUGUACUUGGGUUUUUGUAGCAAGUUCGAUAUACUUUAAAUAUUAUCGAAUACAUUCCAAUAAAUUACCUGUAAACCAGAA